This is a messenger RNA of Cottoperca gobio, 1602 nucleotides long. Its product is annotated as zona pellucida sperm-binding protein 3-like. The record is from RefSeq and is a predicted model, not a curated record. Gene Ontology annotation, biological process: positive regulation of acrosome reaction; binding of sperm to zona pellucida; egg coat formation. NCBI's taxonomy places the organism in Eukaryota, Metazoa, Chordata, Actinopteri, Perciformes, Bovichtidae. The transcript has 8 exons. Gene Ontology annotation, molecular function: acrosin binding. Gene Ontology annotation, cellular component: extracellular matrix. The coding region runs from base 56 to 1405 and encodes 449 amino acids.
GAUUACUUACAGCUGUGGGGAACGCCGCUCUUUCCAAACCUGUCCGAGGGCAAGCAUGGAGGCCAACCUUCAAGGAACCGCUUCUCCGUGGAUUAUCGUCCUUAUCUCACUUUCCACACUCACAGAAAGCCGGUUAGAAUACAACCGAGGCUCCAGUGCCAUAACAAACUCAGAAAUCAUGAGCAGGAUUCAUGUUAACACCCAGCCUCAGUUCAAUGAGGUCGAACAGCAGCAAAGCGCGGAGCUCAGCGUGCGGCCUCGACCUGUCGUGGUCAACUGCCACCCGGACUCGAUGCGGGUUGUGGUACAGGCUGACAUGUUUGAUAUGGGCCUCCAGGUGGACGGCAAACAUCUGCGCCUGGGCUCGGACUCCGUGAGUGAAGGGAGUGCAUGUGGCGCAGUCCCAUCAGCAGAGGGGGAAUUCACCAUCCAGGCCCACCUUGUGGAUUGUGGAACUAAACUCUCGUCGACAAAAGAGAAGAUUACCUAUUCUAAUAUUCUGGUCUACUCACCUGAACCUUCAGCCGAUGGUUUGCUUAGAUUGGAUGGAGCAACUAUUCUGGUCGAAUGUCAUUAUGAAAAGAGGUAUUCUGUGGAUGCCAUUUCCCUGCAGCCCACCUGGGUUUCUUCUGUCUCCACGGUCUCUGCAAACGAUCAAAUAGAUUUCAGUCUUCUACUCAUGACUGAUGACUGGCAGUUUGAGAGGAGAUCUUAUUCUUACUUCCUGGGUGACUCCAUUCUUUUCCAAGUUUCUGCCAUCAUUGGUAACCACUUGCCCCUGCGAGUCUAUGUUGACCAUUGUGUAGCCACAGCAACUCCCGAUGCAGAGGCUACAUUAAGAUAUGACUUUAUUGAGCACUAUGGAUGUCUUGCUGAUGCUUACCUGACGCACUCAAACUCCCAUUUCCUACAAAGAGUUGAAGAGCACAAGCUGAGGUUUCAGCUGGAGGCCUUCAGCUUAUACCAGGCACCCAGCAAUCAGGUCUAUAUAACCUGCUACGUGAAGGCUGUUCCAGCUAUGUUAACUGUCACCUCUCAAAACAGGGCCUGCUCCAAGAUUGAGAACAGAUGGAGUUCAGUUGAUGGGAACGACCAGGCAUGUAAAAGCUGUGAUCUCUCCCAUCGGGUUGAGGAACCCUUGCCGACAGAACCCCCAAUCAUCGACACCAACGCAUGGCCCCCUAAUACUUUGAAAGUCCAGAACACACCCGAUCACCACCCAGCCAAUUAUUUCCAUUUCCAACACGAGAAGCCUCAACAAUCCUCUGCUGGAGUGAUGAAGAGAAGAGCAGAGUACAAAGCGGAGCAAACUAUCCAGCUGGGACCUGUUACUGUCCAGCUAUCCCGCAAAGUUGACAAAAGGCCAUCAAAUUCCAAAACUGUACCAGAGAACGGGACAACCUGAGACUCAGGAUAGCAACAGUGGAGACUGAAGAUUGAAAAAACAUGUUGCUGCCUUGUACAGGACAAAAACUAUUUGGACAUAACAUAAAUACAGAGGUUAAUCUAGUCAUUACAAAUGGCAUCUCAAGUGGAAUAUUUUUUUUGUGAACUUUACUCUUAACCCUUUUCCCAGUUUUCCCAAUAAAUAUUUUACUUUAA